This is a messenger RNA of Cryptococcus deneoformans JEC21, 664 nucleotides long. Its product is annotated as copper zinc superoxide dismutase. NCBI's taxonomy places the organism in Eukaryota, Fungi, Basidiomycota, Tremellomycetes, Tremellales, Cryptococcaceae. Gene Ontology annotation, biological process: removal of superoxide radicals. The record is from RefSeq and is a predicted model, not a curated record. The transcript has 6 exons. Gene Ontology annotation, molecular function: superoxide dismutase activity; copper ion binding. Bases 79 to 543 code for a protein of 154 amino acids.
CUCUUCAUCCAAUACGUCUUAAAGCCUCUCAUCCAUAUCUUCUGCUUCACCAAAUUACAGGAACUCUAUCUAGUCAAAAUGGUCAAGGCUGUUGCUGUCCUCAAGGGUGACUCCCACGUCUACGGUACUAUAACUUUUACCCAGGACUCGGAAGGCGCUCCCGUUUGCGUCUCGGGUGAGAUCAAGAACCUCGACGCUGACGCCAAGCGAGGCUUCCACGUCCACGAGUUUGGAGACAACACCAACGGCUGUACUUCUGCCGGUCCCCAUUACAACCCCUUCCACAAGAACCACGGUGGUCCCACUGCCGCCGAGAGGCACGUUGGUGACCUCGGUAACGUCCAAACGAACGGCUGCGGUGUCGCUAUGGUUGACAUUUCCGACAAGGUCAUCUCCCUCUUCGGCCCUCACUCCAUCAUUGGUCGAAGUAUGGUCGUCCACGCCGGUACUGACGAUCUCGGCAAGGGCGGCAACGAGGAGUCCCUGAAGACUGGCAAUGCAGGUGCCCGUCUUGCCUGCGGUGUCAUCGGUAUCGCCGCUUAAGCACACCUUCACAUAUGUGUGCAUACCUUUAUAUAUUUGUGGUUGAACAAAUAGAGGGGAAAGUAAUGUAAUUAAUUAGGGGUUUUGAGAAGAGAUGAAAGAUGCAAGUAAUUGAAGCAGA